UUUUUCCUUUUUCCUUUUUCCUUUCGCAUUCUACUCUGUAUUAAGAGACAACAUCUUUGGUAAUGUUGAGUUCGUUGGCAAAGAGUCGGGCACAGGCUACCGCUCUGAGAAUACCCAUAAUAAGACAAUCUAUUACACCCAAGAGUAUAUUGAUGGCGCCGGCAGCGAGACGGAGCAACAGCUCCCUUCCCGCAGGGUAUGUAGAGGACAAGUCAAAAGGCGCAAUGCUUCGAUUCCAAGAAUCGCUUCCUCGAUUACCAGUCCCGACCCUCGAGGAGACCGCAGCCCGCUACGUGAAGAGCUUACAUCCUUUGUUAAGCCCCGCCGAAUAUGCCGCAAGUAAGAAGGCUGUCGACGAAUUCAUAAAACCUGGGGGUGUAGGACAGAAGCUACAGGAGAAACUGAUCGCGCGACGUGAAAACCCCAAUAUCAAGAACUGGAUAUACGAGUGGUGGAACGAUGUAGCGUACCUCAGUUAUCGAGACCCUGUUGUUCCCUAUGUCAGCUACUUCUACUCUCACCGAGAUGACCGACGGCGGAGAAACCCCGCAAAGCGCGCCGCCGCCCUGACCACCGCCGCGCUCGAAUUCAAGAAGCAAGUCGACUCUGGCUCGCUUGAGCCUGAAUACAUGAAGAAGCUGCCGAUUUGUAUGGACAGCUACAAGUGGAUGUUCAACACCAGCCGUGUACCAGCUAGACCCGCCGAUCACCCCGUCAAAUACGACCCCAAGGACCACAAGCACAUUAUCGUCAUCCGAAAGAACCAGUUCUUUAAGGUUGCUCACGAAGUAGACGGAAAUCAGCUCAACACCUCUGAGCUCGAAUCGCAGUUUGCCCGCAUCUAUGACCUUGCAAAGGGCGCCCCCGCAGUGGGUGCCCUCACUUCCGAGAACAGGGAUGUUUGGACGGACGCGCGCAAGGUGUUGCUAGACGCUUCGCCUAAGAACAAGGAGGCCAUCGAAGCCAUUGAGUCGGCCUCUUUCGUUGUUUGCUUAGACGAUGCCUCUCCAGUUACUCUCGAGGAGCGCGCACACCAGUACUGGCACGGUGACGGCCAGAAUCGAUGGUAUGACAAGCCCCUGCAGUUCAUCGUGAACGACAACGGUACAUCCGGUUUCCUGGGCGAGCACAGCAUGAUGGACGGUACACCUACACACCGUCUAAAUGACUAUGUUAACGACGUCAUCUUUGGUAACAAGCUCGACUUCAGCAACCCGUCAGUGCGAUCUAACCUGCCCGAGCCAACUCCGGUCAGCUUCGAAGUCACUAAGGAUGUGCAAGCGGAGAUUGGCCGCGCAAUCCGAGACUUCAACGAGGUUAUCGGGAAGCACGAGCUCGCGGUCCAGGCCUACCAGGCCUACGGCAAGGGUUUGAUCAAGAAAUUCAAGUGCUCGCCCGACGCAUACGUGCAGAUGGUGAUCCAGCUGGCGUACCACAAGAUGUACGGCAAGAACCGGCCAACGUACGAGUCUGCCGCGACCCGACGUUUCCAGCAGGGGCGCACAGAGACAUGUCGCACGGUCUCAGACGAGAGCGUCGCUUUCUGCAACGCUAUGGCCGACCCGGAGGUUUCUGAGAAGGACCGCGCCGACCUGUUCCGCAAGGCCGUCGCUGCGCAUAUUGAGUACAUCGGCGCUGCGUCCGACGGCAAGGGCGUCGAUCGCCACCUUUUCGGUCUUAAGAGGCUGCUUGAGCCUGGCGAGGAUCUCCCUGCUAUUUACAAGGACCCGGCUUACGGCUACAGCAGCUCCUGGUUCUUGUCUACCAGCCAACUCAGUUCCGAGUUCUUCAAUGGAUACGGCUGGAGCCAGGUCAUUGAUGCUGGGUUCGGAAUUGCGUAUAUGAUCAAUGAGAACAGCCUCAACUUCAACAUCGUGUCUAAGGGCCUUGGUAGCGAUAAGAUGAGCUACUAUAUCAACGAGGCCGCUAACGACCUCCGCGACUUGCUUUUCCCUACCAUCGAGCCGCCCAAGGCUAAGCUGUAAGGAAUAGGUCCUUUUCUGCAUGCGCUUUUAUGUAUGUUGUUAGCGAGAGGAAUAGAAGGUAUAUGUAUCUUUACACCCUUAUAUUGGGUAUAUACCGUCGCAUGGCAUGUUAGCGCAUUGAGCGCUUCUCCCCAACAUUUUUGGUUUCGCUAGGUUUCUAGAGCAUCGGACCGGUGUUAGUGGAUAUAUUCUAUAUGUACCUAGAAGCUACCUGGCCAGCUAUAGUGGCUACAUACAGCCAUAUGGAAUAAAUCAAGAAUUUAAGAAGACCAGUCAUAAUCACAUGAC
This is a messenger RNA of Daldinia decipiens, 2273 nucleotides long. Its product is annotated as acyltransferase ChoActase/COT/CPT. Gene Ontology annotation, cellular component: mitochondrion; peroxisome. The record is from RefSeq and is a predicted model, not a curated record. The coding region runs from base 63 to 1985 and encodes 640 amino acids. The transcript has 4 exons. Gene Ontology annotation, molecular function: carnitine O-acetyltransferase activity. NCBI's taxonomy places the organism in Eukaryota, Fungi, Ascomycota, Sordariomycetes, Xylariales, Hypoxylaceae. Gene Ontology annotation, biological process: carnitine metabolic process.